Bombus huntii is the source of this 4048-nucleotide messenger RNA. Its product is annotated as insulin-like growth factor-binding protein complex acid labile subunit. Gene Ontology annotation, molecular function: protein binding. Lineage: Eukaryota; Metazoa; Arthropoda; Insecta; Hymenoptera; Apidae. The coding region runs from base 3017 to 4048 and encodes 343 amino acids. The record is from RefSeq and is a predicted model, not a curated record. The transcript has 3 exons.
GCUGCCACCUAAAUUUGCAGCUGGGUACACGUAGAAAUGUCCUAGUUCAUCGUACCAUAGUAUGAACCAUUCUCGAAUCUCGUCAGUUAUAUCCUCCACCAAACCAGGACCUCUGAUUUUCCAUAACUUGUAAUAUUGAAGCAAAUAUCAAAAUUGAAAGUAUCGGGGAUUGUUAUUGGUGAAUUUUGAGUAUUAGUGUUACAAUCUCUUUAUCAUUAAUCCCCGGACGAAAGCUGGAUCAGUUCUAACUCAUAUAAAUAUUUUUUAUUAUUAGUUUCUAAGUUACGUAUUUUUAUGGCAUAGUGUUAUUCUAUCAAACAUGGUUGAUUUCAUUUUUUAAUUCUGAUGUGUCCUCUGUGUCAUUCUUUAUUGUUAGGAAAGGUCCUAAGUUUAAAGAAAAUAUGAAAGAACCGUGAUUGAUAUGUGUAAUUUCAUACUUUAACUUUUUACAAAUGAUUUUCUACGACUCUUGAAAGUCUUUCUGUAUAUCGAACAAUAUUAAGACACAAAAAUUUAAGAACCGCAGUAAGAUUAAACAAAUUUAACUGUAGUAUAAAUAAAAAGCUUUUCAGAAGAUCCUUCACUUUAUCGCAAUAAAAUAAAAUAUUGGUCGCUCGUGAUCCAAUGAUCCAACAUUCGCUGGGUGAAGAAGUUAAAAUAUUAAUUUAACAGAAGGUUACUCUUGCUCGCUCCUUCUCUGUCUCUUUCGUGAUUCUAUCAGCAAACACCGGCAUUAACGUCAAUUUCUUCUGAAAAUUUUGUUUAUCUUUCUCAAAAACUUCUUGUGACUUCCAGCUAGGUAUCGUCAUACCUAACAAUUCUUCCGUACGCGCGAUCCGAUUUCUCAUCCUCUUCCUCGCUGCGUAUAUUCUCCAGGCUCGCUGUAUGGUUUUCGCAGCAUUCUCGUACGUACUUUUGUGCAAUUUUUUCGACACGAUCGUUCCCGCCUGUACUUUCCUACCAUAAUCGUACAUUCGUUGCGCUACGAUAUUAUAACACUUUUAUUGAAAUUAUUAACCGUAAACAAUGAUUUAUUCAUAGAAUCUUCACCGUCUAUUCCAACACAACGAGCCAUUCUUGCUCUUUCGUGAGAUUGAAUGAGCAAUAUCGCUGCCAGCAUGGAUUGUUCAGCAGCUUCUCGAGCUUCUUGAGCUUUUCGAGCCGCUAUUCUUUCUGGUGAUUCUUGGAUAGGCGACGGUGCUGAGGUUUUUUCUUUAACUCUUCUCCUCCGCAAUUUUGGCGCGUCUUCCUGAUAUUCGAUCGUCUCCACUUCAUACUCCUCAGGAAGUACUUCGCUCUCAAGUUCUUCGGGUGCUAUUUGAAAUAAAGUAAUGUAAAAGUUGCGUGCUUUUUCUAGCCUAUGAAAUUGUAUGGAAAUUCAUAGUUUUAUGAAUGCAACUGAAGAAACGGUAUUUGGGUAGAGAAGAUUUACCCUCGAAGUAUUAUAACAAGAAGUUUACAUUAGAAAUUAUAUAUAAAGACCAAAUUUUUAUUGAUUCUCUGGUUUUUAUAUCACUUGGUGGUUAAAACGAAAUUUUAAUGUGAAAUAGUUGAAGAAGAGAAUGAUGUGAUUCAAGAUAUAAACCUUUUGAAAGUAGAUGAUAUGUUAGUUCAACUUCUUUAUUAAUCUGCAUAAUUAGUGUUAGUAAUACUUUUUAAAUGUUCAAGGGUUGAUAAAGACAUAUAUUUCCGACAUAUACAGGGUGGUUGGUAACUGGUAGUACAAGCGGAAAGGGGGUGAUUCUACGCGAAAAAAGAAGUCGAAAAUGUAGAAUAAAAAUUUUUUUUUUUUUAAUUUUUCCAUCGAGACAACGAUCUACAGUGAGAUCCGUUAUAACGUACCCCACGCGUACCGAGCGAAAAUCCAAAGUCGAUUUUCUCGAAAACAAAGCCCCAAACGAAAAAUUUUUAUUCUAUAUUUUCGACUUCUUUUUUCGCGUAGAAUCACCCCCUUUCCGCUUGUACCACCAGUUACCAACCACCCUGUAUAUCUUAAAUCACUCGUAUAAAAGACGGGAAAUGUGGCGGGAAGAGUUCUUUAAAUGCCUCAUAAAUGAAUAAAAAUCCACAGUAUACUUAUUUCAUUAAAAAGUAUCGUAAUAAGAUGGAGUAAUUUUAUAACUUUUGUAAGCGUCUUCCAUCAGUUUCUGAAUACGUUCUCUACGUUGUUCCACGAUGUCUUUACCAGACGCGGACACAAGAAUUUCCACAUCGUCCGGCGUAUACUUAAAUUGGUUCAUAAAGUCAUCAGGCCAUCUGAACGGUUAGUGUUAAUAUAUACAUAUACAUAUCUUCUGUUACAUAUAAACGAUAUAAAAUGAAAUUACUAAACUGAUAAUCGUUAUAGUCCAAGUUAACGAUCUCUCGCUUGUAUUCUAGCAUUCGGCCGACCGUACAAUCCAGAACCCGUUUUAUCAGGUCUCGUUUCUGUGUCUGAACCAUUUGAUCAUGACAAACUAUCAGUCUCUUGACCAAAUUGCGAUAUCUGGAAACGUACUCCAUCAACCUCUGCGUUUUGCAAAUAGUAAAAUUACAUCUGACAAUUAGACCAAUACCUGAGAUACAUUGGAAGCAGUAGAUUCAAUACAUGUUGUCUAUUUUUUGUAUUUGUUUGCUGUUGCAGUCUUCGAUCCAACUCUAUCAACUUGUCUAAAUCGUUUCGUGCGACGAGCCAUAAUUCAGUGUAAUAAGCAUGGGACAUUGAUUUCAGAUAGUUUUACUAAUAAUUUUGUUACAUGAAUUUAUUAUUAGAUUAUUGGUUAUUCAUGUUGGAAGUUAGACUGUAAAUUUUGAGGCGAUCGAAAGAUAAAGAGUUGGGUUAAUUGAAACGGAUGAUUGUACUGGAAUGACAAGACGGAAAGUUAUAGGACGAAAUUCAGUCGACACUCGUUGCGCCAUUAUUCGUGCUCAUUUCUUUCCUAUAUAAUAUCAUGUAAAUAUAUUAAGUGCGUUUACCGUGAUCAGAGGGAUAUUGUUCUACGGUUACAUGAAUUUUUAGAAAUAAUUAUAUUUCAGAAUGCUGUGGACGUCUCGAUGUUCCCUAAUCUUAUUGUUAACAACGAUAGCGUCUUGCAUGGACGCAACGAUAGAUGGUUUCUUGGAAGAUGAAACGACCACCAACGCGAUCUCUACGACCACCUCGGCACCAGUGGUCACAACCAUAUCUAGUUUAAAUAAAGUCGAGAAGGCGAUGGUUAAUUCGUCAAAUGCGGUAAAAAGCCAGGAUGAAGAAAAUAUUCAAGACCCGUCCCACGCAUCCUCCUCGCCUUCUUCUGACAUGGUUUGGGAGUGUCCAAAUAUUACAAAAGCGGGCGUUGAGUGUUCUUGCGACUUACCACACACGUUGAGAUGCACCGGUGAUAGAACAACACUGCAGAUUAUCAGCAAACAUUUGAGAUUCAGUCGUCCAGGAACGAUCUCCUUAUUGGAUGUAACAGUGACAGGAAUCUCUUUGCUACCAGCGCGCUUUCUGGAAGAUGUUGCUUUGCACGGACUCGUUGUUUCUACCGGAGAAUUGAGACGCGUCCAUGAAAACGCUUUUAUUGGUCUUGUAACACCUCUUCAAGCCCUUGGACUUCCGAACAAUUUAUUAGAUUCUGUACCUACUACGGCUUUGUCGCAUUUGGUCGGCUUAGAAAGAUUGGAUCUAUCUCAGAAUAAACUAAAGAUGUUAGAAGCUGAGUCUUUUAAGGGAUUGUCGAACCUGACAUAUUUAGAUCUAUGCGACAAUUUAUUGUCACAAUUAUCGCCUCAAGCUUUCGCUGCAGUACCUUUGCUACGCUCAUUGAGGAUGCGUGGUAAUCGUUUAAGCGUAUCUGCUCUCUCGGCACUCAGAGGGCUUAAAAGUUUGGAGGAACUUGAUCUGUCUAACAAUCUAUUAUUGGGUCCAAUGGGUCCAAAUCUUCUUCCUCAAAUGCCACGAUUACAUUUUCUUACCGUGUCCGAAAACGAACUAAUAAAUGUACAGCAAGGAGCCCUUGGGGGUUUAAGAAAUUUAACUUAUCUGAGCUUAAGCCAUAAUCAGGUAAUUCAUGUCCGUGAAUAUUAA